AUCCCUCUUCUAAGUGAGAGAACCGAUGUAGCAGACGAAAAGUGUGUUUGUCUCUUAACUGUUGAAGUACGUGACGAUCGGAGAAGACAUUCUUUCCACCCCCCAAGCGGAAAAGUUAUCGUUGAAGGAGAUCGAAUGAAAUAGGGAUCGAAUAAAAUUGAUUUGUUCUUUUCAAAAGUUUCGAAAGAAUUUACUAAUAAAAAAUAAUAAAGCAUUUUAAAAAUAUUCGAAUUAUUGGAAUUCAGAAUUUUCGUCAGAAGUUAUGUUGCUGUUUCUAAAUUCCAAAAGAGAAUGUUUAGAGUAGAAGCAUGCAAUCAUUGGGUGGACACAUUUUACUCUUUCUCAAAAGAUGAUAACACUCCUGUCCACCUUUACAAUGAUAAUUUUAAGUUUAACCGGAGGACAAUGUAACGAGGCCUGCAGCUUCAACCGCCUUUGCACAUGCCGAAGUAGCCACCAUGAAGUGAUCUGCCGGGGCGUACCUUUUUCAAAAUUCCCCUCAUUGCCAACAGAAGCAAUAUAUCAGGUAAAAAUAAUGCGUUCAGGAUUAGAGAUAUUAAACAACAAUAUAUUUGAAGGUUCAAGUGUUGCUUCCCUACAUUUGAUGCAAAACAACAUAAUUUGCAUCUCACCUUGGGCAUUUAGUGGACUUGAAGAUAUCCUUACUACAUUGGAUCUAAGUCAAAACAAGAUCAGCCAAUUUCCGCUCAAUGCUCUUAGUCCACUAAACAAUCUACAGUGGCUCAACCUGCACGGGAAUCAAAUCGAUGAUAUUCAGAAUUUUAAAUGGUCACAACUGAAUUGUCGUUCUAGUUUAAAUAGUUUAUUUUUAGGAGCAAACUCGAUAACUAGCAUACCGGAAGGUGCGUUCGUAAAGUUGAUUAAUCUCAACUUGUUAGAUCUGGAUGGUAACUUGAUUCAUGAUGUGGAAAGCAAUUCAAUGCCAUUCUUUUUGAAAUCUUUGUCAAUAUCCAAUAAUAUUUUGAAAAAAGUGCCUCUUCAUGCGAUAUACUCUUUAAAGCAUUUGAAAUUCUUGUAUUUGGCUGGAAACCUCAUUCAAAAGCUACCUUGUCCUUUUUAUUUGCACGUUUCUCGUUUGGAAAAAUUGGAACUUAGCAACAAUAUGAUGACACAUUUCCCCGAAUGCGUCUUCAAUGGUUCUUUCACAAUUAAAGAAUUGCAUUUGGACUUUAAUUUCAUACGAAUACUUUCAGGUCGGAGUUUUAAAGGAACCAAGCUUGAACGCCUGGUUUUAGCGAACAAUCGCAUUACAAACAUUCAUGCAGAUGCGUUUGUUGGUAUUGAGAAGACGCUGACAAUUUUAGAUUUAAGUUUUAAUCUUUUAGAAAUGUUCCCGACUGCUGUCAAUGAUUUGAAAUCGCUGAUGUAUUUAUCGCUUAAAAGUAACCUUCUGAAGCAACUUGAUAAAGGUGAUCUGCAUGGUUGUAGAAGCAAGUUAGAAACACUAGACUUGUCAGGAAACAUAUUUCAGCAUGUUCCAAAGAAAGCUCUGAAGUCAUUGACGAAAUUGGUGCGCUUAAGCCUCCAAGAUAACAAAAUACAAAAAAUACAUAGAGAUGAUUUUGAAGGUUGGGGACAAACAUUAACUACACUAAGCUUGGCCAAUAAUAAAAUGACAUAUUUAUCUGGAGGAUCAUUCUCUCAUCUAUCUAAACUAAAAGAACUAAAACUUUCUUUCAAUAACUUAAUGCACGUUGACCAACAAGUGUUUAUACCUCUAAGAAAAACUCUUGAAGUUCUAGAUCUUACUUCGGCUUUUACUGAAUACAAUUAUCCCCUUGAAAAUUUUAUAAGAGAUUUAGAUAAUUUGGAAUGGCUUCAGGUGGACCAUAAUAACAUAUCUAAACUCUCAGCAUUCUGUACUGAUCGAUUGCAAAAAUUUCGCCACUUGGAUAUCAGCAACAACGAUUUAAAAGAUAUUUCAGUUGACGUUUUUAAAAUGGCCACUCAUGCGUAUUUAAGUGCCGUCCAUGUUAGUCAUAAUGAAUUGGAAGUAAUAAGAAGUGGUACUUUCGAUGCUCUUCCUCACUUAUCUACUGCUGUUUUGUAUUCGAAUAAGAUUUCUUUAAUUGAAGGCAACUCCUUUUCAAAUUGUCCGUAUCUACACACUGUGGUGUUAUCUGACAACGAAAUAUCCGCAAUACAUACGUCUGCUUUUAAUAAUCUCACCAAAUUAUCUAACGUUUACCUUCAAAAUAAUAAGUUGGAAUGUUUUUCAUUCGAUAUAUUUUCUGGUGAUACCUCUCCCCUCUAUCUAAAUUUAUCGAACAAUUUGCUGAGAGAGUUAAAUUGCGCAAACGAUUCUUUGCUAUCUCUGAUGAAAACAAGAACAUUAGACCUCACGAACAAUAUGUUAACUGUGAUACCAGACUCUUUGUUUUUUAACCUUGAAAAAUAUUUGAUGUACUUGUUUAUCUCUAAAAACAAUAUUUCAAAUCUUCCUUCAGUCCCGUUGCCAAAUUUGCAAAUUUUACAAUUAUCUUGCAAUGCUUUUGAACAUUUAAAUGCUACACACAUUAAUUGUUGCCGACAUGUACAGAUAUUAACUUUGGACCACAACAAUCUAUUUUAUGUUGAAAGAGACUCCUUCAAAAAUAUGAAAAACUUGCGAAUUUUAGAUCUGAGUUUCAAUAAUCUUGAUUUUUUACCCGAUGGAACGUUUAGUGAUACCGGACUUGAACACUUAAACGUAUCUCAUAACAGGUUAAUAGAACUACCAAUUAUAUCAUUGACAGACAUAAGGACUACUUUAAAACAUUUAGACCUGUCAUUAAAUUUGUUCAAGAAUAUCUCUGCAGAUAGUUUUUUAAAUUUAAACCACCUUCAGGCCUUGAAUUUGUCUUCCAAUUUCAUAUCCUUCCUUCACGAACAGAGCUUGAAUGGUCUGAACAGCUUGAUUGAAUUAGAUCUGUCCCAUAAUCCUUUACGAAAAUUAAGUGAGACAUCUCUUAGCUCAUUAAAUUCUCUGAGAUCCCUCUACUUACAAAAUACCAGCUUGAUAUCGUUAUCUGUGCUGCCAUUUCCAAAUCUUCACUAUCUGAAUCUGAGGGAUAAUUAUCUUUACAACAUAUCUCAGGAUAUUUUUGAAAAGUGUAGAAAUGUGCGAUUUUUGGAUAUAUCUAGGAACUUGCUGCAAAACGUGCCUAUGCAUUUGUGGAGAAACCUACGCAAGCUUGUUGGAUUAGACAUAUCUGGUAAUCCUAUUGAAGUGUUGGGUAUUAACAGUUUUUCUGAGUUAGACAAACUUAAUCAUUUGGAUAUUAGUGGCCUUUCUCUAAAAAUACUGGAUUCACGGACAUUUUUUGAGUUAAAAUUCCUAACCUCAAUCAAAACAGAUUCCUAUGCUUCCGUUCGUUCCUUCCGCCUCCAAGAACUCCUUUCCCAAGCAUCGGCACUCAAGAAAGUGGUCAUCAACAUAGAAGAGUCGAUCUUGUCUCAUCAAGUACAGAGGGCAUUUGGUACCAAGAUACGAGAACUCGUCAUCAAUGGGCAGAACUUGAAAAAGAUACUACCCGACGCAUUUGCCGGUUUAUUGACUCACGAGCUGACCAUUCGAAUCAGUGGAACGAUGGUCAAUCAGUUUCCGGAUGGUCUGCUGAGAUACCUGCCGGAUGUCCGGUACCUGACACUAGACUUGAGAAAUAAUCAACUAGCAUCAAUGGGUCCCAAAGUCCUUGCAGCUAUGACUAGAGAUGGACCGGAUGCUUAUCAGACUCAACAUAUAACUGGUGGUGUACUUCUGGAAGAGAAUCCUUGGAAUUGCAGCUGUGAGCUUUUGUGGCUAGGUCGAUGGAUGAGGCGGUGGCUGAUAGAGACGUUUCACGUGCACAUGCUAAGUGUUGAAGCAGCCUUAUACGUGAACACAGUGUCCAAAAAAACCACGUGCACGAUUCCUGGUACCAACAGCACCCUCUCCAUAGUUGACUUAAGAGUGAAAGACGUUAACUGUGAAGUAGUGUCGAACUCUGCAUCGUGUCCAUCUUGUAUUAUGUUCUUAAUUUUAUUUUGCUACGCUCUCUUAGAAUUUGCUCAAGGAUCCAUGAAACACAAAUUCACGGCUGUCAGUAUUUGAUGCCCUGACUGAAAUUAAAAU
Parasteatoda tepidariorum (common house spider) is the source of this 4114-nucleotide messenger RNA. RefSeq lists its product as uncharacterized. The record is from RefSeq and is a predicted model, not a curated record. NCBI's taxonomy places the organism in Eukaryota, Metazoa, Arthropoda, Arachnida, Araneae, Theridiidae. Gene Ontology annotation, molecular function: protein binding.